AACUCUCAGUCCUGUCAGCGUGGGCGGGGCUGAAGUUGCCUUGGUAACCAGAGGUGGAGCAGGUUCUAAGUUAUAAGUCGUGGCGGCUGUAAGUAAUUCUUCCUCGAAGUCUUUGGAUCAUAUUGCGACUUGCUCUGCUCCGCUUCACCACCAGAACCUCAAAACUACCUUCAGCUUGAAAGAAUACACUUGAACGAUGUGCGGAAUUUUCGCCUACCUGAAUUACAGAGUGCCACGGACGAGGAGGGAUAUCAUUCAGACCCUCAUAAAGGGACUUCAAAGGCUGGAGUACAGGGGUUAUGACUCUGCAGGUGUUGCAGUAGAUGGCCCAGGAAAAGAUCACGCAGCUAAUAUCAGCCUCUAUAAGAAGACGGGGAAGGUGAAAGCUCUUGAUGAAGAGAUCUACAAGAACAACUCCAUCGAAUUUGAGGCGGAACUAGACACACACUUUGGCAUUGCACACACUCGCUGGGCCACGCAUGGAGAGCCCAGUUCUCUCAACAGCCACCCUCAACGAUCCGACAAGAACAACGAGUUUGUUGUCAUCCACAACGGCAUUAUCACAAAUUACAAGGAGCUGAAAAAGUACCUGGUUUCCAAAGGCUAUGAGUUUGAGUCGGACACAGACACAGAGGUCAUCCCUAAGUUGAUCAAGUAUCUCUAUGACAACCGCGAGAACGAUUAUGUGUCCUUCUCCACCCUAGUGGAGCGCGUCAUUCAGCAGCUGGAAGGGGCAUUCGCUCUGGUUUUCAAAAGCAUUCAUUUCCCAGGAGAGGCCAUUGCCACCAGGAGAGGCAGCCCGCUGCUCAUUGGUGUGCGCAGUCAGUAUGAGCUUUCUACCGAGCAGAUCCCUGUCCAGUACAACUGUGGUGAUUCCAGGAAAGAUGAACGGGAGAAAAACUUACUGAACCAAGAAGGCAGCACCAAUGCCUUGCACUCAGUCCACAAACGAUUGGCGGUGGAGUUUUACUUUGCUUCUGAUGCUAGUGCAAUCAUUGAGCACACCAACAAGGUGAUUUAUCUGGAGGACGAUGACGUCGCCGUGGUGGUGGAGGGGAAGUUGUCUGUGCACCGUGUUAAGCGUAGAGCAGGGGAAGACCAUGUCCGUGUCAUUCAGACCCUACAGAUGGAGCUCCAGCAGAUCAUGAAAGGUAACUUCAAGGCUUUCAUGCAGAAGGAGAUCUUUGAGCAGCCUGAAUCUGUCUAUAACACCAUGAGAGGCAGAAUCUGCUUUGACAGCAACAUAGUUCUUCUUGGUGGCCUGUCCGACCAUCUGAAGGAGAUCAAGAGAUGCAGACGCUUGAUCAUGAUUGGCUGUGGAACCAGUUACCAUGCGGGAGUGGCAACACGUCAGAUCCUUGAGGAGUUGACUGAGCUUCCUGUUAUGGUCGAGUUGGCCAGUGAUUUCCUAGACCGCAUCACGCCAGUUUUCAGAGACGACGUCUGUUUUUUCAUCAGCCAGUCGGGUGAGACAGCGGACACUCUGAUGGCGCUACGCUACUGUAAGCAGCGCGGGGCUCUGACUGUGGGCGUCACCAACACUGUGGGUAGCUCCAUCUGCAGGGAGACCGACUGUGGAGUUCACAUCAAUGCUGGGCCUGAGGUUGGAGUCGCCAGCACUAAGGCUUACACCAGUCAGUUUGUGUCUCUGAUCAUGUUUGGCCUUAUGAUGAGUGAAGACAGGCUCUCAAUGCAGAAGAGAAGACUGGAGAUCAUCAACGGCCUCAAAAAACUGCCAGAGUUGAUCAAGGAGGUUCUGGCUGUUGAUGACGUUAUCAAAAGCCUUGCAGAUGAGCUCCACCAUCAGAAGUCUCUUUUGGUCAUGGGUCGAGGCUACAACUAUGCCACCUGCCUAGAGGGGGCGCUGAAAAUCAAAGAGAUCACGUACAUGCACUCAGAGGGCAUUAUGGCUGGAGAGUUGAAGCACGGCCCUUUGGCGUUGAUCGACAAACAUAUGCCAGUCAUCAUGAUCAUUAUGAAGGAUGCCUGCUACCAAAAGUGCCAAAAUGCCUUGCAGCAGGUCACGGCUAGACAGGGCCGCCCCAUCAUCAUAUGCUGCCAAGAUGACCCAGAGAUCAGUAAAAUGGCAUAUAAGACUAUUGAACUUCCUCAAACGGUGGACUGUCUGCAGGGCAUCCUCAGUGUCAUUCCACUGCAGCUCAUGUCUUUCCAUCUGGCUGUUCUCAGAGGAUAUGAUGUGGACUGCCCAAGGAAUCUGGCCAAAUCUGUGACAGUGGAGUAGCUCCUUACGGGAAAUGUGAACUAAUCAAGGUAGAAGAGGAGAAUACUGACCACCAAAGUGCAAUUACCAUUGUGUGUGUUUAUGUGUGUUUGCAACUGUAUGAAUGUAGAAGUGUGGGUAUUUAUGAAUUAUGAUCAAAUCCCUAAAGGCCACAAAACCUGAAUGGAUCCAUUGGGGGGGGGGGGUAUUUUAUUCUUGUAAGAUAGUGAUACGUAAUACUUUUUGCUCCAUAAGUGCCUCAGCAUCCAAGUGCAAAUGAAGGGAACCCCUAAACUGUGCCUUCUCUCAGCUCUUAACUGAGGAUCACAACUAAGUCAAAUGUUUACUUCUGACAAACCAAAGUGCAAUACUUUAAUCUGCACAAUGUCUAAGAAACGUGCCACCAAUCGCAGGAACUAAAGAUCUUCGUUAUGUUGAGUGGAUAAGGAAGUGAUGAGUAGAUUUGGAAGUGCAUGAAUGUUCAAUCCAAGUAUGAAUCGUUUUUAAAUGAAGUAUCACGUUCAAUGAUAGGAAACACUAUUUGUCAUUAUCGUUAUUACAUUGCACACAUUCUCUGUGAUACAGAUAUGAUGAUAGCAACAAGUGUUUAUUACAUGAACUGACAAACAGCAUUCAAUCGCUUUAGAGAAAAAAAAAAAAAUAUAAAUAACUGGGUUCCACUGGAAGAUUUACUGUACUGUUUGCGUUUACUUUGACUGUGAAGCACUCAUUGUGGGAACAAUCAUUGUGUUAUUAGACAUGCAUUUUAUGUUUUUUUUAUGAAUGAUUUCAGUGAUUUUUAUAUGAUCUAUAUAUGUUGUGCCGAAAUGAGAUUUCAAACCCUUUUUCUUUUGUAGUUAGUUUCUUGUUUUGUUUUCUUUUCAUGUUUGUGGUUAGUUUCAAAGAUGGUUUAAACACCAUUUUCCUGGUAUACAGAGUUGUCAUAUACAUCAAUUUUAAAUCAGUUUUAUAUUUUUAAAGUUAUGGGUUGAGUGUUGUAACAUGAAGAGCAGCUGUGAAAAAAAAAAAAGGGGAUUUAUAUUUCAAUGAUCACUAAUCAUAAAUCAAAUAAUUAAAUAAAUAAAAUGAACAGCAACAGUGUCAGUUA
This is a messenger RNA of Megalobrama amblycephala (Wuchang bream), 3329 nucleotides long. It is a transcript of the gene gfpt2, whose product is annotated as glutamine-fructose-6-phosphate transaminase 2. Gene Ontology annotation, molecular function: carbohydrate derivative binding; L-glutamine:D-fructose-6-phosphate transaminase (isomerizing) activity. NCBI's taxonomy places the organism in Eukaryota, Metazoa, Chordata, Actinopteri, Cypriniformes, Xenocyprididae. Gene Ontology annotation, biological process: carbohydrate derivative biosynthetic process; protein N-linked glycosylation; UDP-N-acetylglucosamine metabolic process. The coding region runs from base 197 to 2242 and encodes 681 amino acids. The transcript has 19 exons. The record is from RefSeq and is a predicted model, not a curated record.